AUGGCGGAAGCGGAUGCAGUGGUCGACCUCACCGACGGCGAUGUAGAGAGGCUGCUGAAGGAGGCCGAGGCCAGAUUGUCGGCCAAGGCAAGCAGCCAGAAUGGCAAGAGCUUGACCAUUCCCUCCAACAUGGAGGUGAAGCAGGCUGGGACCCAACCCACACCCGAUGCCACGACCGCACCCGCAGCCGACGACUCCAAGGCCAAGGCUGAAGAGCUGUCGGUCCGUGUCCCGAAGCCCCGUCUUUCCAACAAGGAGUUCGUGCAGCAAACCAAGGCCUCUGCUGGAUCCGCUUGGUACAAUCUGCCCAAGACAGAUCUGACCCCGGGACUGGCGCGGGACUUGAAGCUCCUGAAGAUGAGGAACGUGUUGGACCCCAAGCGCUUCUACAAGAAGGACUCGUCCAAGGCUUCGGUCCCCGAGUUCUCCCAGGUCGGCACCAUCGUCGAGGGCCCCACCGAGUACUUCAGUGCCAGGAUGACCAAGAAGGAGAGGAAGCGCACCCUCCUCGAGGAGGUCAUGGAGACCGAGGCCUCGAACCGCAAGUUCAAGAGCAAGUAUGGCGAGAUCCAGGCUGCCAAGACCAGCGGCAAGAAGGGUUACUACAAGAAGAUGACGCAGAAGAGGUACGGCAAGAAGUAA
Neoarthrinium moseri is the source of this 642-nucleotide messenger RNA. RefSeq lists its product as uncharacterized. The coding region runs from base 1 to 642 and encodes 213 amino acids. Gene Ontology annotation, biological process: RNA processing. Gene Ontology annotation, molecular function: RNA binding. The record is from RefSeq and is a predicted model, not a curated record. NCBI's taxonomy places the organism in Eukaryota, Fungi, Ascomycota, Sordariomycetes, Amphisphaeriales, Apiosporaceae. Gene Ontology annotation, cellular component: nucleolus. The transcript has 2 exons.